This is a messenger RNA of Eublepharis macularius, 906 nucleotides long. Its product is annotated as taste receptor type 2 member 40-like. NCBI's taxonomy places the organism in Eukaryota, Metazoa, Chordata, Lepidosauria, Squamata, Eublepharidae. Gene Ontology annotation, cellular component: membrane. Bases 1 to 906 code for a protein of 301 amino acids. The record is from RefSeq and is a predicted model, not a curated record. Gene Ontology annotation, biological process: G protein-coupled receptor signaling pathway; detection of chemical stimulus involved in sensory perception of bitter taste; sensory perception of taste. Gene Ontology annotation, molecular function: bitter taste receptor activity; G protein-coupled receptor activity. The transcript has a single exon.
AUGCUGGUACUUGAUUUGCUUAAUGUUUUUUGUCUAAUUGUCAUCGCUUCUGUGACUGCCAUCGGUGUGAUAGGAAACGGAUUUAUCAUCCUUGCAAAUGGCCUCGAUUGGAUCCAAAGCAAAACAAUGUCACCCUCGGACAUGAUCCUGACUGCGCUGAGUCUGUCCCGACUUCUUUUUCUCGGUCUGACCCUGGGGAUACACUGUUUGUUUUUGCUUGAUGUGGACAAUCCCCAAUGCUUCCCCGACACCUUACUUUUAAUCUGGGCCUUUGUCAAUGCCGUUAGCCUUUGGAUGUCUGCCUGUCUUGCAAUCUUUUACUGCGUGAAACUCGUCAGCUUCUCCCGGGUGUUCUUCGUGAAAAUUAAGCUGCAAAUCUCCCGGUUGGUUCCAUGGUUACUUCUAGGCUCAGUGCUGGGACCAAUGAUCAUCUCUGUUCCUAUCUUCUUCUUACGAAAAUGCAAACCUUACUGCGAUGAAACAAAGGUUCUUCAGGGUAACAAUAACAGGACAUGCUCCGGGAAUCUAAUUUCCGGUCUUCUCUACACUGCGGGCAAUUUUCCAUCUUUCAUUAUCGUUUUAGCUUCUUCGGUCCUCCUGAUUUGGUCCCUUCGUCGACAUGCUCAGAAGAUGCGACAGAACACAGGCAGCAUCAAGGACUCAAGGAUGGAUGUUCACAUAAAAGCCAUUAAAACUCUGGUCUCAUUUGUUAUCCUUUUCAGCGCAAGCUUCGUAGCUCUGGUCUCACUGGCUGUGUUCACAAUUCCUUGGACAAUUGUCUUGUGUACCAUAGUGGUCACUGCAUACAAUUCAGGACACACUAUUAUUCUGAUGGCCAUGAAUCCUAAACUGAAGGAGCUGCUAAAGAGGUGCCUGCAGGAUACUAUAGGCCGUUGUCUGAGGUAA